AGUUAAAUUAACUGCCAAAAUCCCCCACACCCCAAAUCAAGUGAUGAGUCUUGAAACCUGACUUGAGCAUGGCUUUCCUUACUUCUUGUUGGCUUAUUAUUGAAUCUAUAGUCAUCCCUCCUGGAUAUUUUCUCAAAUGGUUUUAUUUGAGCUUCUAUAUCCACCCUUUUCUUCUUUGUGCUUGCCAAAUUUUUCUGUGUCUCAAAUGGCUGAAAAGAUGCACUUUAGCUUUGUUGACUUAUCCUUUUAGAGUCAUCUACUUUUUGGUUUUUUAUGUUUAUAAAUUUUGUAGAUAUUGUAUCAUCUAUAUCUUCUCUUUUAUUAGAGUUAAGGAGGUUGAUUCAAAACAAGUGUUGAUCUUUGAAGCUGCUGAUAAUAUUAGUCAAAAUCAGCUCAUCAGCUUAUGUAUUUGUUCAAGCAUGCCAUCCAACGCAUGGAAGACUGAAUUUGUAGAGGCUAAUGGUUGUGAAGAUAACCAUGAAAUUCUUCCUGGAAGAGAGUCUUCGAAUAUGGAAGACUGGAGCUUUUAUUGUCUUCAAAAGGACUUGAGCGCAUAUGAAUGUUCAUCUUCCUUCUGCAUUUCUCCAUCCAUGGAUGAAUCAUAUUUGAAUGAAUAUUCACCGUUGUUUAGUUCCUUGAGCUCACCAUUGAUGCAAGAAUGUUCAUUACCAGCUUGCGGCUCUAGUUCUCGAGUUUUGGAGAGGGAGGUAAUAACCACAGCAAGAGAUGAGGAUGAAUCAGAAGGUUUUUACAAGAAAUAUUCUGAAAGAAUGAGAUGGUUUGAUAUUUUAAACCAUGACAGGACUCAGGGAAUAAGUGCAAUCUUGAACGAGGAAGUGGGGAUCCCAAGUUCAUUGGAGAACAUCAAGGUGAAGGAUUUGACAAUCCCCUACAUAUCAUGGAGCAAGCAGGAUAAAAAGAAGUUUUUGAGAAGUUUACAAAGUGAUUUUGAGUUGGUUUAUGUGGGUCAAUCAUGCUUGACAUGGGAGGCCCUGCAUCAUCAAUACAGAAAGGUCAAGUUCCUGAGCUUGACCAACUGCUUGUUUGCUGAUAAUUUGGCAAAGGAUUUCCAAAACUUCCAAGUAUUGCUAGAAAGAUUUUUGGAAGAAGAAAGGUAUGUUUAUAAGGGAAAGAGAGCUUGGAAUUAUGUUCAAGCAAGAUUAGCUUCCAAGACCCUUCUUCAAGUUCCUAAACUCACAGGGUAUUUGGAGGAAGAAAAAGAUGGGAAUAAAGGGGAAACAGUGGAUGCAAAAGCGAUGUUGAGGGCCAUAGAGAAAUGUAUAAAUGCUUUUGGAAAAUUUAUAACCACUGACAGGACUAAGAGUUGGUGGAAAUUCAAGACUUCAUUAUGGACUCAUCCUCCAACGGAGAAUCCAAGAGAUUUACAUCUGCUGGCUGACCUAACCACUACACUUGCAAAGAAGGAACUAUGGUUGAAAGAUUUACAAGGGAAACGAAAGUGCUGGUUUAACAAAGUUGUGAAACCUAUGGAAGAGUCCCAGAAAGAGACAAUGGUGUUUGCAAUGAUAGAGAUGCAGUUGAUAUCGAGAGUAUUGCAGAUGUCAAUUGUAUCCACUUCUCAACUCAAUUGGUGCCAACAAAAGCUAAACAACAUUCAAUUUAAAAGAGGGAGGCUUUUCAGGACUGCCACUGGCCCUCUUUUCCCAUCCUCUUGAUUUGCAGCUCAUUUUAAAAUUUGUAAAAGUAGAAAAACCUUAAAAUACACACAUGUACAUAUUUGUACGUGUUUGUAAAUAACACGACCACAUAUAUAUAUACAUAUUUGUAUGUAUUUGUAAAUAACAAAAACCAAGAUUAACUUGUAAGGUAAAGUAUAUUUUAAUCAAAUUAUACUUUACUGGCA
Molecule: messenger RNA, 1864 nt
Organism: Gossypium raimondii (Peruvian cotton)
Lineage: Eukaryota; Viridiplantae; Streptophyta; Magnoliopsida; Malvales; Malvaceae
Exons: 4
Coding region: 69-1676 (535 amino acids)
Source: RefSeq, a predicted model, not a curated record